Drosophila ananassae is the source of this 1267-nucleotide messenger RNA. RefSeq lists its product as uncharacterized. The transcript is spliced from 3 exons. The record is from RefSeq and is a predicted model, not a curated record. NCBI's taxonomy places the organism in Eukaryota, Metazoa, Arthropoda, Insecta, Diptera, Drosophilidae. Bases 28 to 1227 code for a protein of 399 amino acids.
GUUGAAGAGAGCAGACUCGUCUUCAAUAUGGAAGGGAAGAGCUACGAUGCGGCAUUCUUUCAAAGAGCUUUGUCAAAAGCCUACAGUUGCCCUAAUCUGAGCAUUGAGGAAUUCUCCAUCAAUGUAGUGACUCCCAGUGGGGCUAACUUUUGCAGUAUUAUUUAUAGAGUGGCUCUGGAGUUUCGCCGGUCUUCUGGUUCUCCUCUGGAGUCUGGAAAGUAUAUAAUCAAAGACCUGCUCCCGGUUGCAGCUGAUUUGGGAUCCAAAGAACAGUACAUGUUUGAGAAAAUACUCCCAGAAAUGGAAUCCAUUCUCGAAAAAGCUCAUCUCGGCGAACAUAAACUGAGUGCAAAAUGCUUUUUUGCAGAUGUAGCUCCUGGCAAGGAGAUAUACAUUCUUGAAGAUCUAGGAGCCUUGGGCUACACAUCUUUGAACCGAUUUCAAGGCCUGUCUACAGAAGAAGCCAAGGUGUGCCUCAAAAAGAUAGCCCAAUUUCAUGGAGCUUCUAAGGUCCUGUGCGAGGAGCAGCCUGAUUUGGUGGCCAAACUUUCACCAUCUCAUUACACGAAUGGUAUCUCUGAUCCGGUUACUAGUGCUAUCUUACUAGAUGGCACCACAUAUGUUGCGGAUUUAUUUGCCGCAGAACUCCCGGAGAUUUCCAGAAAAAUGAAAGCCCAAAUACCGGAGAUCUAUUCGAAUUCAAUGCAGAAAGUGGUUGAUCCAAAACUGUCCAACUUGAAUACAAUAAUCCACGGAGAUACCUGGUUGAAUAAUAUAAUGGUGAACAGGAAAGAGGAAAAGGCUGUCCUGUUGGACUUUCAGGGCAGUUUCUUUGGCAGCCCAGCCAUCGACUUGCACUUCUUCUUCUAUACAAGUUUGCAAUCGGAGGACCUCUUCAACCGACAGGACGAACUCCUGGACUUUUAUUUCAGACACUUCACAGAUACCUUAAAAGAAUGUAAAUUUAAAGGCCAGCUCCCCACUUUUGGCCAACUACAGGACGAGAUGCAUCGCUGUUUGUAUUAUGGAUACUUCUCCGCCGUCUGUGAGUUCCCCACUUGCCGGGCUCCUCCAGAGGCCACCGAUGGCUUUGAUGUCAAAACUUUCUUAAAUCCAGAAGAAAUGUUGAAGAAACGUGGUCUCAUGUACGCCAACGAAGAGGUGCGUCAGAGGAUCAAGAAAAACCUCAUUUAUUUUGAUCGGCAAGGGAUACUAGAAACUCCUUAGAUGUACUUGGAAUUGAAGAAUAUAUUCAAUGUGGUUUUAA